CGCAGCACGGCCACACUAAUCCCGACACGUGCAGAAAUUGUUAUUUUUUUGCCGUACGUUGUUUUUCAUGUGAAAACUAGCAUUGAAAAUGGCCGAAACGAGCGAAAAGAUCAAGUUCCUGGUGGCGGACACCACAGCCUUCAUAAACGCCGUGCCCCUGAACGAAUACGCGGAGCAGGUGCUCACCGUGCCGGAUGUGGUGGCCGAGGUGCGCAACAAGCGCCAGAUUCGCCGCCUCUGCGUCCUGCCCUUCGACCUCCAGGUGCGCGAGCCUCGUCCGGAGAACAUUAAACACUGCGUGGAGUUCGCCAAGAAAACGGGCGACUACGCGAGUCUCUCGGGGAUCGAUCUGAAAGUGAUCUCGCUCACCUACGAACUGGAAGCAGAACACGUGGGCACUGAUCACCUGCGCCAGGAGCCCGUGAUGGCUCAGACGAUUGCGUCCAAGGAUAAGCCUGAGGAGAUGCAGGAUGCUAAUAACAGGAGAUUGGUCGGUUGGUACAUGCCCGAGGGCGAAGAAGAGGAGGAUUCCGAGGAGGAAGAUGAUUACUCCCAGGAAGAGGAUGAUGCUGAGGAUGAUCAGGAAGGCAAUGAAUCCCCAGACACUGUUAAAGCCGCCAUCGAAGCCCAAUUGGCCGGCAAGGAACUAUUUGCCAGCGAGUCCAUCCAACAGGAGGAGGAACAAGACCAGGAGCCCAGUCAGGAGGAGCUGGACAAGCUGUUCGAGCAGCUCAAAUGCGCACCCAGUGCCGAGGAAGAGCAAGAGCUCUCGGAACUGCUCGUUUCCCAGCCGGCCGAUGUAGAUGAGGAGACAUCCGAGCCACAGGAAGCCAAAAAGAACCAAAAUCUCGACGAGGAUGUGGGUGACGAUGGCUGGAUUACGCACUCAAACAUAAAGAAGGCCAAGAAAGCGCUCGAGGGCAAGGUGGAAACGGAUGAAGUGCCGCCCGUUGCCUGCAUGACCACCGAUUAUGCGCUGCAGAACGUGCUCAAGCAGCUCAAUCUCCACCUGGCCGCCCUCAAUGGCCGGAUCAUCAAACAGUUGCGCACGUACAUACUGCGCUGCUAUGCCUGCUACAAGACCACCAGCAUCAUGACCAAGGUGUUCUGCCCCAAUUGUGGCAACAAGACGCUUAAACGCGUGGCCGUCAGUCUGGACGAGAACGGUCGCCAGGUGAUUCACAUCAAUACGCGUCGUCCGCUGACCAAUAAGUACAAGAACCAGAGCCUGCCGCGCUUCCAAGGCGGCAAGCACUCGCGGAAUCCGAUCCUGUUCGAGGACCAGCCCAUGCCCAGGCAGAUGCCUUCGCGCGUGGCCAAAACCAAGACGAACGCUCUGGAUCAGGACUACACGGCCGGAUUCUCGCCCUUCGUGUUGCGCGACGUGGACUCCAAGUCCGCCAUGCUGCGCUCCAAGGGCAACCUCAAGGAGUGGGCCAGGAACAACAACUUCGAGGAGGAUCGCCGGCGCAAAAACUACAAUCGCUUGUACAAGUAGAUUACUCCGGGCAGUAAUGGGCUAGUUCUAUAUUAGCUUUUCAAUCGUAGACUUUAUAUAAUAUGUAAUAUAUAAAAUAAAACCCAAGGGAGAAGCUGAAACUUUGUAAAAUGCUACCAGAGAAGCUUUUCAUAUAGUUACAAGCGUUAUUUUUUAACAGAAUAAAUCAUUUUUUUUAAUAUAAAA
This is a messenger RNA of Drosophila sechellia, 1684 nucleotides long. Its product is annotated as RNA-binding protein NOB1. Lineage: Eukaryota; Metazoa; Arthropoda; Insecta; Diptera; Drosophilidae. The record is from RefSeq and is a predicted model, not a curated record. Gene Ontology annotation, molecular function: RNA endonuclease activity. Gene Ontology annotation, biological process: ribosomal small subunit biogenesis; maturation of SSU-rRNA. The coding region runs from base 89 to 1498 and encodes 469 amino acids. Gene Ontology annotation, cellular component: preribosome, small subunit precursor. The transcript is spliced from 2 exons.